AUGCGCGUGCAGUGCGACGUCUGCGGCCUCGAGCCGGCCGCCGUGCUCUGCUGCGCCGACGAGGCCGCGCUCUGCUCCCCCUGCAACCGCCGCGUCCACCGCGCCAACAAGCUCGCCGGCAAGCACCGCCGCCUCACCCUCCUCCAGCCCUCCCCGGCCGCCAACGACGCCGCCGCGCCGCUCUGCGACGUCUGCAAGGAGCGGAGGGGGCUCGUGUUCUGCGUGGAGGACCGGGCGAUCCUGUGCGCCGACUGCGACGAGCCCAUUCACAGCGCCAACGAGCUCACGGCCAAGCACAGCCGCUUCCUCCUCGUCGGUGCCAAGCUCUCCGCCGACCCCGUGGACCAGGAGAUCCCCUCCCCGGACGGGAGCUCCGUCGAGCAGGACGACUGCUCGGCCUCGGCCGCCGAGGAAGCCCCUGCAGUUCAUGACGCCAGCCACGCCGGAGGAGGAGGAGGAGGAAGCAGCAUCUCAGACUACCUCACCAACAUCUGCCCCGGCUGGCAAGUCGACGAACUCCUCUUCGACGACGCCGCCUUCGUCGCCAAGCAGAAGGGGCGCGACGAGCAGGUGCCGUUCCUGGACGCCGACCUGUUCGACGUGGUCGCCGCCGAGCGUCCGGGGAAGCGCGGCGCGUGGGCGCCCCACGUGCCGCAUACGCCGGUUCCGGCCUGGGGCCUGCAGGAGUUUCCGGCCGCUUUGGUGGCCCCGGCGGCGGCGGCGAAGGCCAAGCAGGGGCACGUGCGGGAGUGGUACCACAGCGACAGCGACAGCGACGUGUUCGCCGUGCCGGAGAUCACGUCGCCGCCGGCCAAGCGGGCGCGGCCGUCGUCGUUCUGGUGCCUGUGA
Triticum turgidum subsp. durum (durum wheat) is the source of this 849-nucleotide messenger RNA. Lineage: Eukaryota; Viridiplantae; Streptophyta; Magnoliopsida; Poales; Poaceae. The record is from the annotation of a GenBank genome assembly.